CAGUAAGCCGGAAGAGGAUCUCUAGGGUGAGAUUUAUUAUACUCUCCACCAUCUUGUUCCUGUCCAUCCUUGAUGGGUCAAUCAGGAGAAGGAUCUGAUACAGAAGAUCUCCACUGAGCAGAUCCUAUAUUGUAGGAGACACAGAGACAGCUCCACUGCAUACACUCUGUAACUACAUCCCGAUGCAACACUUCAGCUCAUCCAGCACCGAUCACAACCAGCACAACAAAGUCCUGAAUACACUGAAUAGCACCCAGUCAUGUGAUUCCAGACUCCUCCCAUACAUAGUCACAUGUUCAUGACAUCAUCACAGGUCCUUUACCUCCUCCAACAGCACAGCCUGGAGGACUCCUCCCACACAUGGUCACAUGGUCAUGACAUCAUGAAAGGUCCUUUAGCCCACUAGUCUCCCCCUCCCCCAUACAUGUAGUGUCCAGCGGUGCAGGUGGAGGUUUGUACAAUAUAAAAUCUUCUUUGUGAAUAUCUUCUGCAUCAAAUUUUCCUGAACAACCUGUCAAGGAUGAAUAAGGACCGGAUCAAGAUGGCAGAGAGCAUAUUAAGUCUCACUCUAGAGCUCCUCUUCCGGCUUACUGGAGAGGAUUACAUUGUAGCAAAGAAGACCUCUAGUGAACGCUGUCAGGCCUCUGUGUCUGAAGGACGAAGAAGAACUCUGAGCCCAACCACAGGGCCUCCAUCUCGCUCCCAUGAAGAAGCCAAUGAAGAGAAGAUCCUAGAACUCACCAACAAGAUAAUUGAGCUGCUGACUGGAGAGGUUCCUAUAAGGUGUCAUGGAGUCUAUUUCUCCAUGGAGGAGUCAAAGUGUUUAGAAGGACACAAGGAAUUGUACAAGGACAUCAAGAUGGAGGAUCAACAGACCCUCAUAUCACCAGUUACAUCCAGUAAGAGAGCAACAGCGGAGAGAUGUCCCAGUCCUCUUCUUCCACGGGAUGGUUCACCAGAACAUGUUCCACAGGAUGACCAGCUUUUGAGUCCAGAUAAACACCUGAACAUUAUUAAGGUUACAGAGACUUAUGUGAGGGAUGAUGAGCAAAGUAUAGAGGACAUUCCAGAUAACUGCCCAGAUGACUGUACCAGGAGCUCAGAGGAGCAUCUGAAAUCCUCAGAUUUCAAAACAGAUGAUAGUGAUGAUACAUUCGAAGAACAUGUCAUUAUCCUAGAUAUACCCUCAGCCCUUGACGACAAAGAUCUAUCAUCUGAUUCUUCACAGUCUGUUAAGCAAAACAAAGGACACAGAAUAGGGGAUGGGCGUCAAAGAGCUCGCUCAGAGGAGAAGCCAUUUCCUUGUUCGGAAUGUGGAAAAAGUUUUAAACAGAAAUCCGAUCUCGGGAAACAUCAGAGAAUUCACACAGGGGAGAAGCCAUUUUCGUGUUCGGAUUGUGGGAAAUGUUUUAUCCAGAAAUCAGAUCUUGUUAUACAUCAGAGAAUUCACACAGGGGAGAAGCCAUUUUCAUGUGUCGAAUGUAAGAAAUCUUUUAAAAAUAAGUCAGCUGUAGUUAGACAUCAGAAAACUCACAAAGGGGAGAAGCCAUUUUCGUGUUUAGAGUGUAAGAAAUAUUUUAGCAUGAAAUCUGCUCUUAUUAGACACCAGAAAGGUCACUCAGGGGAAAGGCCAUUUCCAUGUCCAGAAUGUGAUAAACGCUUUAAUCGGAAAUCACAUCUUCUCUACCAUCAGAAACUUCACACAGUGGAGAAGCCCUAGAAAUGUUCUCAAUGAAGGAAGUGUUUUGUGCACAGAUCGCAGCUUUUUUUAAUCCAUGAACACAGGGAAUAGCCCUGUCUUUUAGGCACAGUCAGAGUAAGGUCAGGAGGAACGAAGAUCAUUUACAGCACUAAAUGAUGACUAAGAAAUGUUUUUAGUUACUAAUAAACGUCUUUUACCCAAAAGUAGAGUCCAGAUAACCCACCUUUACGUUAUUCCUGUGCUCAGAAUAUUUCUCAUUAGUGUAUAUAUAUAACUGCAUCGUAGAACGAGUACACUUCUCCUAACCAGUAGGUGCUUUCCGCAUUAGGAUGAGCAUUCUCCUUCCUCAGGUUAACGAUCACCGUGGGUAAAGACAGGGGGACAGGACAGUGACAGUAGCUGCCAUAGACAGGUGAUUGCUUCUGCUGCUAAUGACAGAGACAGUGGUCCCCGGAUGGCAAUUGCAUGGAUUGAUCAGAUUGACCAGUCACAGUUGAAAAUAAAAAAUCAUUCAAAGCACAUUUUUCAGCUCCGAGCUCCUCAGUUUGGUGCUGAGAAGAUCGAAGCUGUGUGACUUGAUGUUUCUCCUCACAAGUUUAAGUCCCCACACCAAACCCCCAUACAACCCCCUGAACCACCCAUUGAGUUCUUAC
This is a messenger RNA of Bufo bufo (common toad), 2355 nucleotides long. RefSeq names its product oocyte zinc finger protein XlCOF8.4-like. The transcript has 7 exons. The record is from RefSeq and is a predicted model, not a curated record. Bases 521 to 1720 code for a protein of 399 amino acids. NCBI's taxonomy places the organism in Eukaryota, Metazoa, Chordata, Amphibia, Anura, Bufonidae.